GAUGAAGUCUAUGGCUCCCUUCAAGAUCAUUGCUAAGUUGUUCGUUAUUUCCCAAAUAUCAAAAGCUGUAGAAAGUUCACCUAGCGGCAGCGCGGUGAACGACUGCUAUACUUUCCAUGAUGUUGACAGCACAUGGAACGAGGCCCGUAAGGCUUGCCGCGAAAUGGGAGCUCACUUAGUUACCAUGGAAACCACAGACGAGUGGAACAAAGUGAAAGGCUUUCUCGCAGAUAAAGUGACUGAGUCCGGUAGUUACACUCACUAUUACAUUGGACUCCGUAAAGAAAGUGGAACGUGGAAAUGGACCGAGGCAGGAUCGCCUGGUGUCACUGUGGCGACAGAUGACAGCCGCUGGCAGAGAGGCGAGCCUUCUGAUGAUUCACGGGAACUUUGUGGCGAAAUCUGGUAUCCCAGUUCAGGGACCCAAGGGCAUUUUAAUAAUAUCAUGUGCGAUGACAAAGAUGCAGGUCAAGGAAUUACGUCAACACGUGGAUACAUCUGUGAAAAUUAUUGAAGUUUAAUUCUAAACUAAAAUUAACUGUAAGUUUAUGGCGCACCAUGUGUAGAAAAAUUGCUUUUUGACACGUUAUGGGAACAGGUCGAAAUAGGUCGAAAUAAGUAAUGUAAUAUCAUCAUGACGUGUAAUUACUAGAAAAACACGAGGAUCCGUUUUAAAUUCGUUAGAUUACGAGGUUCAGUUUCUUUGUGUGUUCUAGUUCACCAAUGAGCGGUCAAUAAAUAAAAGACAUGAUCACCAAAGCAUAUCUGACUUAACUAUAAUACAAAUAUGUCAUAAGAAGCAGAGCAGGAAAACAAAGAUAAGUACAUUUAACAAAUUGACGUUAGUAUUUUACAAUAAUAAAUUGUCAAAUUGUCCGCUCUCGCUCGUUGGCACAUCGUAUAAAUUAUGAAUUCAUGUGUCUGUCCCCUUAUUAAAAGUGAAAAUUAGCCAAUGAGCGCGCGAGAAUUUCUGUAGUUAUCGUAAAAUCGGAUUUCGAAGUAAUAGGGUGGAAGAGUCGACAGAUGACUCUCAAAAGAGUUUACGAGCGCGUUUACACGCACUAAUUUUGCCUCAAACGGCUUUUUUAAGCAGGAUAAAAUAAUUUAGUAGACCCUUGUACGCUGAAACUACUCUAUGAUCCCUGCGCGCACAUUUACUUACCGAGAUACAGGUAAACUAUUAACCCUAACCAAAAAACAACAGUUGCAAUUGAUUUGUAGUUUAGGUGGCACCGAUUUGCUGUUAUUCUUCACAGUG
Messenger RNA from Orbicella faveolata, 1258 nucleotides. RefSeq names its product CD209 antigen-like. NCBI's taxonomy places the organism in Eukaryota, Metazoa, Cnidaria, Anthozoa, Scleractinia, Merulinidae. The record is from RefSeq and is a predicted model, not a curated record.